CCAUAACUUGCACUAAACAAAGUAAAGCUAAGGAAUUAGAAAAUGGCGGCAUUACCAAGUCUACUUCUAACUUGUUCCCUUCUCCUCAUCCUCUUCCUCUUCCUCCUCCCCGUCUCGCUCUCUCUUCCCGCCGAUGAUCAGCCGAGGCUCAUCGAGAAGCAGCUCAAGCUAGAUUACCUUGGCGAGUCUGGGUUUCCUCUUAGCGAUGAGAGAGUUAACCCAGGCCACUAUGCCGGUUAUUUUAAGCUUAAUAAUACCAUAAAUGCAAGCAUGUUCUAUUUCUUCUUUGAGUCGAGAGAGAACAAAAAGAGCGAUCCGGUGGUGAUAUGGCUAACAGGAGGACCGGGAUGCGGCAGUGAGAUUGCUUUGUUCUAUGAGAAUGGACCCUUUCAAAUUCAAAACAAUAUGUCUCUUACUUGGAAUGCUUACGGUUGGGACAAGGUCAGCGACACAAAUAAAACGCAGAUUGCAGCACUUCCAAAACCGGAGAUCAGACGAAGAAAACAGAUCGCGUUCUUAGCGGGUUCAUAGCUGACUUGUAGUGCCAUCGUCGCUGGUCGCAAGGCUCGUCCGCCGUAUUUUGUCCUCAUCGCUUCGCUGAGUCCACUGACUGAAGGUGCCUCUUUGGUCGCCGGCAGAUAUUCCGGUUCACACUCGAUUGAUUUCAAACAUUAUCUUUGUGGAUCAACCAACGGGAACUGGUUUCAGUUACAGCAACAAUAGGAAUGACACUCGCGUUAAUGAAAAAGGUGUCAGCGAAGACCUCUACAACUUCUUACAGGCCUUCUUCACGAAACACCCCGAUUAUGCCGGAAAUGAUUUCUUCAUAACUGGAGAAUCAUAUGCUGGGCAUUACAUUCCUGCAUUGGCUUCUCGUAUUAAUGUGGGAAACAAGAACAAUCAAGGAAUUUAUCGUAUAAACCUCAAGGGAUUUGCCAUCGGCAACGGACUCACCAAUCCGUUAAUUCAGUAUCCAGCCUAUACCGACUACGCUUUGGAUCAAAAUUUGAUCAAUAAGCCCAUUUAUGACGAAAUAAACCUGAAAGUUCCGGAUUGUCAGAAAUCAAUAGUGAGUUGUGACACCAAGGGUGGGGGAGCUUGCGAUACGGCUCUCAGCAAAUGCCUCCGAAUCUUCUAUGACGUACUUGGGGACCGGAAUAUAAAUUACUAUGACGUCCGGAAGAAUUGUACAAGAGGACCUCUCUGCUACGACUUCUCAAACAUGGAAACUUACCUCAACCUGAAAGAAGUUAGACUAGCUCUAGGAGUUGGGAACAUUACUUUUGUUUCAUGUAAAGCUGAGGUACAAAGCGCUAUGACGCAGGAUUAUAUGGCAAAUCUCGAAGUUGACAUUCCUAGCCUUCUUGAAGAGGGAAUAACUAUGCUUAUAUAUGCUGGAGAGUUUGAUCUUAUUUGUAACUGGCUCGGAAACUCAAGAUGGGUUCAUGCCAUGAAAUGGUCUGGUCAAGAAAACUUCAGCAGAGCGACUAAUGUUACUUUUACUGUGGAUGGAAAUGUGAAGGGAACACUAAAGAGCCAAGGACCACUCAGUUUCCUCAAGGUCAAUGAUGCAGGCCACAUGGUUCCAAUGGAUCAGCCUAAGGCAGCAUUAGUAAUGCUUCAAAGGUGGAUGAAAGGGAACCUUACCUCAACAAUGUAAUACCAUCCCGCUCAAAUAUAAAGACCUUAACACACCAAAAGUAUUA
Molecule: messenger RNA, 1706 nt
Organism: Cuscuta europaea
Lineage: Eukaryota; Viridiplantae; Streptophyta; Magnoliopsida; Solanales; Convolvulaceae
Source: the annotation of a GenBank genome assembly